This is a messenger RNA of Sphaerulina musiva SO2202, 634 nucleotides long. RefSeq lists its product as uncharacterized. The record is from RefSeq and is a predicted model, not a curated record. The coding region runs from base 306 to 611 and encodes 101 amino acids. NCBI's taxonomy places the organism in Eukaryota, Fungi, Ascomycota, Dothideomycetes, Mycosphaerellales, Mycosphaerellaceae. The transcript has a single exon.
GUGGCGAGGGUGAUGACUCUACGAUGGAACGACUGGAGGGGUUCCGCGCGCCUCGAAGUCUUGCAUCAGCACAUUGACGCAGAAUCAGCUUCGCCAGGCACAGGCAGGAGAUGCGACAGUUGAUGAGGGAGCUGGCGGGCUAGAAAGAGAUGGGCAGCAGGAGACAGCAGCGUAGCGUGUCUGCUCGGACAACAGUAAUCAUGGUGGCAUACUUGCGUACAGUUUGUCACUAAGGUAAGGUCGUGUACAAAGACUACAGGACAGGACAGCAUGGAAAUAAGACAGUAUGGAGAGCAGAAAAGAUUAUGUGGAGGAGAGACUAUGGAAAUAAGACAGUAUGGAGAGCAGAAAAGAUCAUGUGGAAAAAAAGACUGUAUGGAAAAAGACUAUAUGGAAAAAGACUGUAUGGAAAACGACUGUAUGGAAAAAAGACUGUAUGGGGAAUAGACUGUAUGGAAAAAAGACUGUAUAGAAAGAAGUUAGUGUGGAAAGAAGAAAGGAUAGUAUGGAGGGGAGACAGGAUGUGGAGAAGAAAAGAUAUAUGGAGAGGAGGCAGGAUUGGAGAAGACAGUCGCCAUGCGUGCGCAAAAACGAGUCUUGAACGGCAAUAGGAUGGCAAGUGGGAAGCAAGAAG